Molecule: messenger RNA, 2799 nt
Organism: Lytechinus variegatus (green sea urchin)
Lineage: Eukaryota; Metazoa; Echinodermata; Echinoidea; Temnopleuroida; Toxopneustidae
Exons: 16
Coding region: 37-2799 (920 amino acids)
Source: RefSeq, a predicted model, not a curated record
UACUCUUUCACUGUGUUGUUCAAUACUACGCCUGUAAUGCAUGGGGAUAACCUGAAAGUAUUUACACCAAUAACAGUUGAUAACGUUUCUGAGGAUGUUUUUCUUCUCGGCUCGACGCCAAAUUAUGUACUAAGAUUCACGGCUGAGGAUGGAUUAGACUUUACACAAGCAAAAGCCUUAAAUCUCUUUCCUUAUCUUGUCUUUCUGUACGAUGAUAAAGAUAUGGCGCCUGUGAUGGGAUUCUUUGAAGGUGACACGACUUUGACCUUUAACCUUGAAGCCCCAUCUGAAUCGGUCCAGGUAAUGGUUGCUCCAUCGUUCAAUGGGGUUGACCUACUGCCUACCACCAGGACCGGAUACUACGCCAUCACUUUCUACGAUCCCCCUCCUCAGCUUGACAUGGCUACGCUUUCUUUCAAACCAACAGGAAACGUCCUCGUUCUCGAGUUUCCCACGGAAGUCUCAAUCAAAGACAACAUCCUACCCGAUUGCGAUGCCAUUUUCGUAGCGACGGUUGAAGCAGAAGAAGAGGGCGAAAAUGGGGCGACGCCCACCGACAUGGCUGGGAGCAGAAACCUUCUGGGAGAGGGGAGCCGAUGUUACCUGUCCAGGAACCAUGAGAUGCUGGAGAUCAUGCUUGGUCAAGGAGACAAUCUCAUCGAACCAGGUGAGACUCUCACCGUCCGUGAGGGCGUCAUAUACGGCAUCGGCAAGUACCCGAGCGCAGCGGAGGAGACCGACAUCACCGUAUCAGAGGGGAAUUCUAGUCUAGUGGGCGUGGUUCUUCGUGGCGCCAAGACGGUCAGUAGCUGCGGGAAUGUCUUUAUAUCUGCCCGGGAAACCAUCGGCGGUGCCAGCAGGAGCUUCACGUACAUGUGGACGGUUAGUCCAGCAGAUAGUGAUAAUUUGACCGAGGCCGUAAAUGGCAUAACAACUUCUGAGCUGGACAUUGACAGCAAUCUCCUGACUGAGGAUGUGGUCUAUACUUUCACUGCCUUCGCCACCAAUUUCUUGGGUGGAACUGGUGUCGGGACUUUUGAUGUGGUCCGUACUCCCGACAUGGUCCCGGACAUAACGAUCGUACCAAGUGCCAUUACACCAAGGAGGGUCAUGCUGUCAGAAAGCUUCUAUCUUCACGCCCAAGUCACAUUUUACGCUGACUGCGAAGGCGCUGAACCUCAAGAAAUAGAUUAUAUGUGGAGUGUAGAUCAUGAUGACGUCAUAUUGGAUGAGACGACGAAGAACUCCCGAUCCCUCUACGUACCAGCCUUCUCUCUUCCAGCUGACACUUCCAUCACCUUUACUGUGGCAAUUCAAGGCGUAAAUGGCACUGCCGGUCCGAAUAGUGACAUAACAAUCACAACGCAUUCGUCCGAUCCCGUGGCGGUGAUCGUCGGUGGUCGGGAGAGGGAUAUCGGUAUCGGCAGUGGGAUGGUGGUGCUGGACGGCUCCGCAUCACGUGACCCAGAUCACAGUGGUAACGAUCAUUUAGAGUUCACAUGGAGAUGUGUUCAGAUUCCAGAGAACAUUCUCUGUGUCUCAAACGAGGACGGGUCGUUCUUCCCUGCUCCCGAGCAGGUAGAAUCACCUUCAUUCUCGUUCAAUGCAUCCCAUAUGGCCGCUGGGAAGACAUACGAGUUCACGCUCAUGGUUUCUACCAUGUACAAGGAGAGUCCUUGGACGAGUGUCUUUGUGUAUGCUAUGCCAGGCAACCCUCCUCAGGUCCUGGUGUCUAGACCUGGAGAUGGUCCUGUCCUUGCAACCAAACCUCUAGCCUUGAUUGCACACGUUAUCCACACCGGACCUGUAAAUAUCACAUGGAGCAUCAUUGGUGAAUUUGUCGCGAUGGAUGACACGGACUUCACAGAGAAUGCGAACAACAGAGUUCUUGAUGGGUCAACUUGGUCUGUGGUCCACAUCGAGUCAGAUGUUCUGCGACCAGGAGAAAAGUAUGUCAUCGUAGUCACGGUAACUGAUGAACUUGAUCAGAGCGCAUCUAGCCAGAUGGAACUGAUUGUAGCUAGUGGUGUCUCGUCUUGCCAACUCCAUCUUCAAACUGGAUAUAAUUACACAGAGCUUGAUGAGAUCUCAUUUACAAUUGACCAUUGUGUGACCAAUGAUGGCGCCUAUCCUCUGUCCUAUCAAUUACUAGCUGCUGAUGAAGAUGGCAAUAAAAGGUCAUUGACCCCUGCAGGAGUUCUGCCCGUCAUAGACAUAGUGGGACCACCAGCGCAUGGGCAAGACACCAGCAUAACCUUCGUCGCCUAUGUGUGUAACUCGCAUGGUAGCUGUACCUGUUUUAGUCUGGAUGUAUCUGUCGAGAUGAAAACAGAUCUAGAUUCAGAGGCUGUGAAGGAUGUCAUAGUUUCUCAAGAAACCUUGAAAGGUAAUUACCUGAAGGCCUUCACCAAUCUCAACGCAUUGAUUUACGUCGAAGACCGACUAGAUUCGGACGAGACGCAAGGAAAUCGGCGUCGUCGUCGAGCUAUCGAUACCAGUCCUAAUGAACAAUUGAUGCUACUUUAUAAUGCUAUAACAACAGCAGUUCUUGAUCCGUCAAUGGCUAGCACCCUGAUUGAUGCUUCUAAAUACAUCCCCGUCGAUGAGCUUUCGCCAAAGGAUAGAGAAAAUUUCUUGUGUAUGCUACAAGCUUUGGUUGGGGAAUUUGGUUGCGAUGAUGAGAUCCCUCCAUACAGUGCGUCAGUCGUGUUGUCAAUCGUCCAGCAAAUUAUGUCUAUGACGGAUAAAGAAGAAACGAUGAUGAUGUGCAGGUAUAACAGGCUUGUUUCAGUCACCUGA